Molecule: messenger RNA, 849 nt
Organism: Rhodofomes roseus
Lineage: Eukaryota; Fungi; Basidiomycota; Agaricomycetes; Polyporales; Fomitopsidaceae
Exons: 4
Coding region: 123-800 (225 amino acids)
Source: RefSeq, a predicted model, not a curated record
CAUUGGUCCUCUCCUCCUCCCAUCUGACCGUUCGAACUUCAGUGUUCUAAUGUCCACCGCUCGUCUCGACUUUUUCCAGACCCUAUCAUUUCACACAAAUUGAAACAGAAAUACUCUGGGAUAUGGACAUGUGCUGGUCUGUCUGUUGCACAACUCAGCAGGUCGGGAUCCAGUCGAUUUCUCACCCGAUGCGCGAAUCGCAAGCCUCGAGAUUGAACGUAUCUGAUCAAAUUUACCUUCUUGAGGAUUGGUCACCACAAAGAGACUUACGAGACGCGGUAUGGGAUGGCCGAAAACGUUGGGCCAAGCCGAGCAACUCGCUAGAGACCGAAUAUGGAAGACAAGUGGCCGAACUGGGACCGCCUACGGCGUCUGCACUUAUUUUCCGACGACUGCUCUAUAACGAACAGUUGCAAGUCUUACUGAGACGUGUAUCUGGUCGACAUGACAUGAGCGUGUCUAGUGCAUCCGUGUCAAAAUCUACUUGUGGUCGGAUCUCGUCUCACACUUGCUUCCGCGGGCAACACACUGUGGGCCAAUCGGAUACUGUAUCCGCAGCACGAGAGUCUGCCAACAUAGACGGCCCGGUCCUACAAGUGGGUUCGCCUUGUUCACCACGCUUGGGCAUUGUUGUCACAUUGAGUUCGGGUCAGGGCAUUCCUCAGAACCAUGUCAGCUGUCAUAGCUGCAUUGCGGGCAAGGCGAAUCCUGUGCGUACUCGAGGUCAACGAACAGCGCGACGUGACUGCUCGACAUGCUGUGCCAUUGCACACGACGAGGCCAUUCCUUGUCACAAAUGACACUUCACUAAUGGUUGAUCCCCCGAUCAUUCAAGUGUCCACUGUCUCC